This is a messenger RNA of Cucumis melo (muskmelon), 810 nucleotides long. RefSeq lists its product as uncharacterized. The coding region runs from base 75 to 614 and encodes 179 amino acids. Lineage: Eukaryota; Viridiplantae; Streptophyta; Magnoliopsida; Cucurbitales; Cucurbitaceae. The record is from RefSeq and is a predicted model, not a curated record. The transcript is spliced from 5 exons.
GGAAAUUUACUUCCGAUUUCAAUUUGUUUCUUCGAAUAUUUUCACGGAAACCCUAAAAGAAGAGUUGGAUUUUGAUGUCGGACAGAGAAGAAACCGAUUCGGACGCUCCCGAGGAGUUCACCGCCGAGCAGGGAGUACAACAGGAUGAAGAGAUUAGAAAAGUUCAAAACGAAAGUAAGGCUAGGGUUAUUCGUGAAGGAAAAGAACGUCGUAGACUAUGGGCUGAAAAGAAAACACCACGCCCAUCUAAAAAGGGUGAAAUCGUUGAAGAUUUAGCAGAACCCCCUAGAAAUGACGAUAAAGUUAGCAAGUUGGGAACACUUCCUAGUAAUAUAGUCCAACUGCUUGUAGACCGUGAGAAACAAGUUUUCUCAUCAGACCUGGGCGAUGAAAAGCCUGCAAUUAAGCCAAAACAAAAGAGGAAGAAGACCAAAAGCUCCUCCGGGAUUGAAACGGUUCUCUUAAGUGAAAGAACACCAUCUCAUUGUUUACAGAACUCCUUGGAAUUUUUGAAAAAAAGGAAAAUGAAUGUUGCAAGAUCAUCAACGGUUCUCAACAAUCCUAACCAAGCGUUCCGGCUACUUUCUUCAUCUGGCUUACUAACGAAGAAAUAACAUUUUUGUUUCCUAGUUUAUUUAUUGCAUCCAUGUUAGUUUCAACAGCACAAUGUAAAAUUGUAUUCGAGAAUUGGUUGGCGAGAGCUACCAAGGUUGUUGAGUUCUUGUAGUGGUCAUACCAUAGUAGAAAUUGAAAAUGAUGGGAGCACUGAUGUUUUGUUAAUUAAUGAUUUUCAUUAUGUUGGUUCGAUUA